CGACGAUCAGCGACUGCUCUUCACAUCAACCGCGCAACCCGCCGGCAUGCCGCCAAAGUCGAUCCUUAAGAAGACAGCCGUGUCCGCGGACGCGCCGCCGUCCGCAAGGCCCGUCAACCAGCGCCACCUCGAUCUCGCGCUCCACCAUGCAAACAUCAUCGAGCAGCGCAAGACCGUCGAGCAGCAGGUCCUGGACGCUAUCCUGGUGCUGAUGGACUUUCCUACCGCGCCCAACGCAGAUCCAACCCGGCCCUCUGCCUCCGACGCUCUCUGCUUUUGCGAGUCUGUGAUUCCCUUUCAGCCUGCAGACUACGAUUCGCUCAUCGAGGAACGCAAUAUUGCCGACAAGUGCGGUUAUGCGCUGUGCCCGCGGCCAAAGCGGAAGGCGCCCUCGCGGGCCAAGAAGCACUUCAUCGACACGGCAAAGGGCGUGGAGAUUGUGGAUCGGAAGGUGCUGGAGGUGUGGUGCUCGGACGACUGCGCGAAGCGGGCGCUCUACGUCAAGGUGCAGCUGAACGAAGAGCCGGCAUGGCUGCGUCAGGGCGGAUACGGAGACAAGAUCGAGCUGAUGGUGGAUAACGCAGAGGAGCAUCGCAAGGGGCUGCCGUUGCGGCUCAAGAAGGGGGCUGCGACCCCGCCACCCCCAAAAGAAGAGGAUAUCGCGGCGGCAUGGGCAGCACGCGACGAUGCCCUGGCCGACCUCGCCAUCGAACGCGGAGAGACGCCAGGCCGGCUGAGCAAGACAAGCAAGGACCUCAUCCAGGAGCGCAUAAAGGAACGCGUGGCAAGUGCGCCUCCCGUGCCGCCUUCACCGAGUUACGGACCGCUUCUCAUGGUCAUCGAGGGACAUGUUCCCCUUUCCAGGUCGAACAGGAAUGAGUCGACCACGGCUGAGAAGGGCGAUGACGAAGAUGAAGACGACCGAGACUGGGACAAGCACCUGCCUGGAUGAACGACCUGCCGCUUCAUGGACAUACAUCUGAGAAUUUGCAUUGCCAUCCGAAGCCAGCUCUUCGGUGCAAUGCUAUAGCCCAGCUACGGGCACCAAUAAUUCCAGCACGCCGGAGAAAAGCACUGUUUUGAGGAGUGCAACUGCAGGAUAGAGACCUAUUAUCUCUUCCGCUUGAAUGCUGAAACCUGAGUUGAUGCAAGCAUGGGUAGAAGACAACGGACCCGGAGAGGUCAGAUGCAGCAACAAGGAUGCUCCGGGCAGCCCAUAGUAGACAUAGAAAUGAAUACCAAUCUCGACAGCCC
This is a messenger RNA of Trematosphaeria pertusa, 1254 nucleotides long. RefSeq lists its product as uncharacterized. Gene Ontology annotation, molecular function: RNA polymerase II CTD heptapeptide repeat phosphatase activity; RNA polymerase core enzyme binding. The transcript has a single exon. Bases 47 to 952 code for a protein of 301 amino acids. Gene Ontology annotation, cellular component: cytoplasm; nucleus. Lineage: Eukaryota; Fungi; Ascomycota; Dothideomycetes; Pleosporales; Trematosphaeriaceae. The record is from RefSeq and is a predicted model, not a curated record.